Molecule: messenger RNA, 1962 nt
Organism: Cavenderia fasciculata
Lineage: Eukaryota; Evosea; Eumycetozoa; Acytosteliales; Cavenderiaceae
Exons: 5
Coding region: 1-1962 (653 amino acids)
Source: RefSeq, a predicted model, not a curated record
AUGAUAGAGAACUCAUUGACUAAAGAAGAAGGAGAAAAGAAGAAGAAGAAGAAUAAGAAUAAGAAUAAAAAGAAAAAUUCAUCUGAAUAUGUAGAACCUGGUACAAUAGUUGAAGGUAUUAACGAUGAACACAAUCACAUCUACAACUAUGGUAAUGUGAUUGAUGGUAGGGUUGAAACCUCUAUUCCAUGGACCGAAGAAAUAUUGACUCAAUAUUUAAAUGCUGCUGGUUAUGUUCAAGGUUCAGGAAACACUGAAUGCAACAAGGUUGAAAUGAUACCCUACUUUAUUAAAUUUGCAGACAAUUCUCUUUUUCUUGCCAACAACUUUGGUGAAAAGAGAAAGAAUGGUGAAUUUUUCCUUCCCAUCAAGAUCACUGGUGAUGCUUUGACUGACUUUGACACUGUCUAUACUUGGAUUGGAUCUAAAUUACUAGCCAAAUUAAUGAUGGAGGUUAUCAUUACCAACACUAGUAGCCGAUCACAAGCAAAGAUUAGAAUGGAAAAGGAAAAGGUCAGGGAACCUGAAACUAUUGAAUCGGCACUUGAAAAGUUGGGUCGUAUUGCUAUUCUUCAUUGGCACGUACCACAAUGUCAAUCAUUCUUUUGGCAUUUCAGACUGGUGUUGUCAAUUGUAGUUACAAUGAAUAAAUUAGAGAUAAGAGAUACAAGUAAAGAAAAAGAAAAAGAAGAAGAUAAUGAUGGUGAUAGAGUUGAAAUAGAUAAAUUACAGAUCAACGAUGAUGAUCAUCUCGAAUCGCAGCAGACUACAAGUACUAGUACUACUACUUUCAAAUCAACAGAAGAAAAAGAAGAAGAAGAAGAAAAGAAUAAGAAGAAGAAUAAUAAUAAUAAAAAGAAAAAGAAAAAGAGAAAGACAAAGGUUGCAUAUGUAGAACCUGGUACCUUGGUAGUAGGUAUUAACGAUGAACACAAUCACAUCUACAACUAUGGUAAUGUUAUUGAUGUAAAGGGUGUUGAUACUUCUAAACCAUGGACUGAAGAAAUAUUGGGUCGAUAUCUAAAGGAUGCUGGGUUUGUUAAAGGUUCAGGCAACACUCCAAGUAACAAGGCUGAAAUGACACCAUAUUAUGUUAAAUUUGCAAACAAGUUCCUUUUUCUUGCAAACAACUUUCGUCACUAUCGAAGGAUUAUUGGACACUUUAAUCCCAUCGAACUCACUGGUAAUGGUAUGAAAGACUUUGAACUUGCCUAUGAUUGGAUUGGAUCUAGUUUGUUUGAAGAUAUGAAAAACGGUCAGCCACCAUCAUGUGAAAUUAUGACAACUUUACUGCUAGUUGCUGCAUAUUUGAUGGGAUUUCCUGGUUUUGGUCGUGGCUCACUUCCCAAAUACAAGAAUAUUCUCGUCAAGAUGAACAAAGAGAUACCACGCGACCCAUCUCAACUCUUUAUCAAGAUUAAAUACUACUAUUAUAGAUACUAUGGUCUCCCAGAUCAACAAAGAUCGGUUGUAUGGGACAAAGACAAGUUGACACAGUACCUUCAACACAACGGAAUUCGAAAAUACAGUCCCACUCGAUACACCAAAACAGUUGAAAAUAUCCAUUAUAUCACUAGUCUGGCUAAAUUUAUGAUGGAAGUUAUCAUUACCAACACUGAGAGUAACGACGUACUCAUCAAGAUCAAGAUGGAAAAAGAAAAAGUAAAACAAAUUGAAAGCGUUGAAUCGGCACUUGAAAGAAUGGCACGUAUGGCUAUACCACAUUGGAGCAAACGAGAAGAUAGAUGGGCAAUAUAUAUGAAAAUUAAUUGUGCUGCCAUUACACUUUUGGCAUUUCAGACUGGCAUUCAGGACUACGUUUAUCCACCAUUGAUCGAUGGUUAUUUAAAGGAAGAGCUCCUUAACGAUCUAGAAUACGAUAACUUGGCCUUUGAAAAUGACGAUAUUAAAACCAUGUCAUUCAGCAUUUAUCAUUUUCUUGCCAAAUCAUUAAUUAAAUAA